AUGACUUCUGCGGACCUCUCCUCCGUUCCCAACGGAGUCCAGUCGGGCGCUGCUGCUGCUUCCCCAGCCGCUUCCAACCCCGCGCCCGGUCAGAUCCUCACCGGAAAACAAGAACAUUAUCUCAAGCGCGAACUCAUCGCCCGCCAAGUUCAGAGCGAAAUUUCCGAACUGAAUUCGCCAACCGCUCUCCGACGCUUCGGUGCCCCUUUCAAAUCCGAAUUCGGCGAAGUCGCGCCCGUCGACUCGGAGCUUCCCAUCCUACGAUACAUCUUCGUCCACCAUGUGCGCAAUUUCCCCUUCCUCGAUCAAGCUCGCGAGAAGGAGUUCUGGCAGGAUAAGUUACAAGUGUUCCUCGAAUCGUUCGCGACGAAGCAUGUAUCCUCCUCCGAAGAUCGUCUGGAAGAGACCAAGCGUCGGAAGUUAGCCCGGAAGUGCGAGAAACUGGUCGAGCUGAUGAUGGUCUCGGGUAUCCCCACGGCAUCGGGCUACGAGGAGCGGAUCCAAUUCUCGGAGAUGGAGGUGGUAGACCGAGGGGCUAACGAAAAGGGGCUGUUGGUCAAUAUGCCGGAGGGUCAUGCCAUCCAUGGCUGGGACGUCAACGUGGCUGCCGUACGCGUUACCUCGGUCAGGAGGACGGUGCGAUACCACCAGCAUGCAGAGUUUAUCCUUCGAGUGCGCCGCGACGGAAAGCCCGAUCUCUUCGUGGCUCGACGAUAUGGCGAUUUCGCCAAGUUUCACAAGCGACUACGCACGGAAUUUCCAGGCAAACCACUCCCACCCCUUCCCCGCAAGAACAAAUCCUCCACGACAACGAGCUGGUUCGGAUCGGCAGACGAUGAAGCAUCCUCAGUGUCGUCGGUUUCAACAGUGGGUGUCGCUGUGGUUGAUGACGGCACAUCCUCCCGUAACUUGGCCCCCGGAAACCACCAUCAGCGGUCGUUGUCGCGGUCAUCCAGGCGUUCCGUAAGAUCUCCCCGAGCUUCCAGCGACGGGUCGAGGGAGACGGUACUUUACCGCGAAGAGCAGAGAGUUUCUCUUCGGGCGUUCCUUCGGACCUUGCUGCAAAACAAGCGUAUAGCUGAGACAAAGGCCAUGGAAGAGUUCCUCACAGCGGACCCCAUCAUUUUGAAUGAGGAGGAGGUGCUGGACAUGCAGAAGCGCAAAGAUGUCGAUGCGGUGCGCAUAGAGGAGCAGAAGCGGUUCUACGAGAUCGCCAGGGCGCGUGCAGCCGAAUUGGACGUCUACAUGGAGAACUUCCGCCGCGACAUUGUGGAGAGCAACGGUUUGACCAAACUGUUCGCUGAAAUCAAGGAAAAGCCCACGGUGCAGGAUCUGAGUCCCAAGUAUCAGAAAUUUGCGGAGUGGCUCCGGAUAGAGGUUGCUGCAACACUUUACCACCUUUUCCUGGCCGAGGAUAAUUCCCCUGAAUUGUUCGCGCAAGCUAAGCGAAUUCAUUCGCUUGUCCCGUACACUUUGUUGAAGAAUGUUAUUCGUAUUGCCAACCCCGCGGCCGUCAUGGCAGGAGUGCUGGACCUGUUCUUGGCCCAACCCUUCGGCUCUCGAUCCCUGCUCCAGCGGAUCUUCUCCAUGACCCUCAACGAUGGCAUCAAGGCCUUCCAGAAAUCGAUCGAUGCGUUGGCUGCCAAGGUCGACGAUCCCAUUCUUUGCCAAAAGUUGAAAGCCUUCACCGAUGCCGACGAAGAGGUCAAGAACGAGAUUCGUGCCGAAGCUGCCGCCGAGGAUGUUGACAUUAUCGUGGCCAUCCUCCGUAGCGAGUAUCUGCAACCAGAGCUGGCUCCAGAGCAAUUCGGCAAGGUGUUCAAUGGAUACGUAGCAUGGAACCAAGCCGUGGACAAUGUUGAGGUGGAGAUGCGCGAGGGGGCGCAUUGGUUUGCGAACUUGAAGCAGCUUUUGAAGCUGUACACUCGUCAAAGAGACAAGGCUAUGAUGUUGAGCAUCGUAGAAGAGCCAACUACUCUUCAGCUGUUCCGCGACCUCUUCACCAUCUUCUACGAACCCCUGGUGCGCGUCUACAAGUCUGCCAACGUCUAUAGCAGCAUCACCGAUUUUGCACAUUUCGCCGACGAUGCGAUUGCGGUGAUUGAGAAGUGUCAGCGGCAAGAUGUGUCGGCAGAUCCGAACCAGACCGUACAAGCCUUUAUCGACCUGUGCGAGCGCCAUCAAAGUAGCUUCUACAAAUUCGUUCACGAAGUUCACCUGCACGACAAUGGCCUGUUCAGUUCUCUCAUGGCGUGGAUCGAGGAGAUUCUCGAAUUCCUGCGCAAGGGGCCGCGUGGAGGUGCGCUCGAUAUGAACGCCUUGCUUCGGGGAGCCACGGAUUUCGUGCAGAUUGACAAGGACAAGGCCCUGGAAGAGAUCAAUGCCCUGAUCAAGUGGCAUGAAGACCGAAAGCGGUGGCACUUGAACAAGACGCGGCAGAAGAUGGCCGCUGAGGGCACGGCACAUGACGGAUACUUGGGUAACGCGUCAUUCCGAGGCAGCGACUUUGGCCUCGACGAGGCCGACCUGGAAGACCUUGCCAUCUCGGACGCCGAGUCGGAAGCAUCCGAAGAUCUGGACGACGAAGAGGACCUAGACCCGAUCUCGGCGGAGCGCAGGCGGCGGGUCAAGCAGCAGGACCAACUUCGGCGUACGGCAGGCGAGCCGGUCAAGCCGGACAUCAGCGAAAUUCUCAAGUUGUCCGAGUCAUUUGGCGUUAUGUUGCGACAGGUACUUGCGGAAUAA
Molecule: messenger RNA, 2745 nt
Organism: Aspergillus luchuensis
Lineage: Eukaryota; Fungi; Ascomycota; Eurotiomycetes; Eurotiales; Aspergillaceae
Product: PX domain-containing protein
Exons: 7
Coding region: 1-2745 (914 amino acids)
Molecular function (GO): phosphatidylinositol binding
Source: RefSeq, a predicted model, not a curated record